AUGUUUCUCAUUGGCAAGGUCUACUCUACACAUUCUACUACACUGGUGAUUGCCCUGUUCAACAAAUGCAAGUCAGACUUUGGACAGGUGAAGGAUAGAUGUUGUUUCUACAGGUCAGCGACUAGGGAAACUAUGGCCUGGUCUGAGUCUGUGGACACACUACUAGCCAAUAAAGAUGGUCUGGCGGCUUUUAGAACAUUCCUGCGCUCUGARUUCAGUGAGGAGAACAUUGAGUUCUGGCUGGCCUGUGAGGACUUCAAGAAAACCAAAUCCUCCACUAAAAUGGUCUYAAAAGCCCAAAAGAUUUAUUCAGACUUCAUACAGGCCGAUGCUCCAAAGGAGAUCAAUAUUGACUUUCAUACCAGAAAUCACAUCUCCCAGAACAUCUCCGAGCCCACCCUCGGGUGCUUCGAUGAUGCGCAGCGGUUGGUCUACAGCCUCAUGGCAAAGGACUCUUUCCCCAGGUUUCUCAGGUCYGAGGAGUAUAAGGAGCUAGUAAAUAAGCAGCAGGAUGGGAACCAGAAACGGUGGCUCCCCUUUUUGUAA
Nothoprocta perdicaria is the source of this 546-nucleotide messenger RNA. RefSeq names its product regulator of G protein signaling 21 (gene RGS21). Lineage: Eukaryota; Metazoa; Chordata; Aves; Tinamiformes; Tinamidae. The record is from RefSeq and is a predicted model, not a curated record. The coding region runs from base 1 to 546 and encodes 181 amino acids. The transcript has 4 exons.